AAACAGGGUCACACGAGGCUUCAGAAUCUAAAGAAUUUGGAAAGGCACCUCGGGAGUGGAAAUAAUCAUAAAGGGGUUGGAGAGUUCUGAUUGUUGCCGGGGGUCAUGUCCGAAGUGGGCUGGCCUUCUUGCUUGUCCCGUAAAGUAAUACCUACUUCUCCUUUAUCAUGAGAAUAACUUAAAACUCAAGAAAAAAGUAGCUGGAACACGGCUUCAUCCUGCCAGGCUGUCAAAUACGGUUUUAAGUUAACCAUACCACCUCCCAGAAAACUGAUUGGGAGGUAGCAAUUAAAAGUAUCAAUAAAAAGAACCUGUCAAAAUCACAGAUACUGCUUGGGAAGGAAAUUAAAAUCUUAAAGGAACUUCAGCAUGAAAAUAUUGUAGCACUCUAUGAUGUUCAGGAAUUACCCAACUCUGUCUUUCUGGUGAUGGAGUAUUGCAAUGGUGGAGACCUGGCAGAUUAUUUGCAAGCUAAAGGAACUCUCAGCGAAGACACCAUCAGAGUGUUCCUGCAUCAGAUCGCCUCUGCCAUGCGGGUCCUGCACAGCAAGGGCGUCAUCCACAGGGAUCUCAAACCGCAGAACAUCUUGCUGUCUUACGCCAGUCGCAGGAAGUCAAGUGUCAGUGGUAUUCGCAUCAAAAUAGCGGAUUUUGGUUUUGCUCGUUACCUACAUAGUAACAUGAUGGCUGCAACACUGUGUGGGUCUCCAAUGUACAUGGCCCCGGAGGUUAUUAUGUCUCAGCACUACGACGCCAAGGCUGACUUGUGGAGCAUCGGGACAGUGAUAUAUCAGUGCCUCGUGGGAAAACCACCUUUUCAGGCCAAUAGUCCUCAAGACCUAAGGAUGUUUUAUGAAAAAAACAGGAACUUAAUGCCUAGCAUUCCCAGAGAAACAUCACCUUAUUUGACUAAUCUCCUUUUGGGUUUGCUGCAGAGAAACCAGAAAGAUAGAAUGGAUUUUGAGGCGUUUUUUAGCCAUCCUUUUCUUGAGCAAGUUCCGGUAAAAAAAUCCUGCCCGGUCCCUGUGCCUGCGUGCGCCGGCUCUGUGUCUAGAAGCACCUGCGGCAGCUCUCCGCCUUGCCGUUUUGCCUCUCCACCAUCCCUUCCAGAUAUGCAGCAUAUUCAGGAAGAAAACUUAUCCUCCCCACCAUUGGGUCCUCCCAACUACCUACAAGUGUCCAAAGAUUCUGCCAGUACUAGUAGCAAGAACUCUUCUUGUGACACGGAUGACUUUGUUUUGGUUCCACACAUCUCGUCAGACCACUCAUAUGAUACGCCAGUGGGAGCUGCUGGCAGACAUGCGUCCAGUGAGUUCUUGGUGUGUGGAGGGCCGUGUCAGCCCACUGUGUCUCCUCACAGUGAAGCGAUGCCCAUUCCAGUCCCGACUCAGAUAAGGAACUACCAGCGCCUGGAGCAGCACCUCAUGGGCGCGGCGGGCUCCGGCACGCACCCCCAGGGCUCCCCGAGAUCUGCGGCGGUGCGAAGGUCCAACACCAGCCCCCUGGGCUUCCCCCGGCUGGGAUCCUGCUCCCCAGCACCAGCAGACACGGCGCAGACCGUCGGACGGAGACUCUCCACUGGGUCUUCCAGGCCUUAUUCACCUUCCCCUUUGGGUUCUCCAGGGCCGCAGACUCCCUCACCACAAUCUCUCUUGUUGGGUGCUAGGCUGCAGAGCGCCCCCACCCUCACCGACAUCUACCAGAACAAGCAGAAGCUCAGAAAGCAGCACUCUGACCCCCUGUGCCCGUCCCACGCCGGGGCCACAUGCAGCCCCUCACCUCAGCCCAGUCGGCCCGGCAGCCUCGGGACCUAUCCCACCAAGCACAUGGGGUCCUCUCCACGGAGUUCUGACUGGUUCUUUAAAACUCCUUUACCAACAAUCAUUGGCUCUCCUACUAAGACCACAGCUCCUUUCAAAAUCCCUAAAACACAAGCGUCUUCCAACCUGCUAGCCUUGGUCACUCGUCCAGGGCCUUCUGAGGGGCAGUCUAAGGAUGGGAGUGACCCACGGGGGUGUUCUCGCUGUCUCUCAGCACAAGGAGGUGAGAGGCAGAAGCUGGAGCAGCAGAUCAAGGCGCCGUUUGGCAGAUCUGUCAGUACUGGGAAGUUAUCAGAUCAGCAAGUGAAGGCACCUUUAGGUGGACACCAGGGCAGCACAGACAGUUUAAAUGCAGAGCGGCCGAUGGAUAUCGCCCCCGCAGGAGCCUGUGGUGUUGCCCUGGCACCUCCUGUGGGAACGGCGGCAGGUUCCAGGGCUGUCCUAUUCACCGUGGGGUCCCCUCCACACAGUGCUGCAGCCCCCACUUGUGCCCACACAGUCCUCCGAGCAAGACCCUCAGCCGGCUCUGGAGGCUCCCUGUGCGGCCGUGUGUGCACAGGCUCCCCACCCGGGCCCUGCUCGGGGGCCUCCCCUCCGGGAGCAGAGGCGGCUCCUGGCCUGAGACACAUGCCUUAUGGUGCUUCACCCCCCAGUCUGGAGGGGCUCAUCACCUUUGAAGCCCCUGAACUGCCUGAGGAGACACUGAUGGAGCGAGAACACACAGACACCUUACGCCACCUGAACAUGAUGCUCAUGUUCACGGAGUGUGUGCUGGACCUGACCGCCGUGCGUGGGGGGAGCCCAGAGCUCUGCACGUCCGCCGUUUCCUUGUACCAGAUCCAGGAGAGUGUGGUGGUGGACCAGAUCAGCCAGCUGAGCAAGGACUGGGGGCGGGUGGAGCAGCUGGUGUUGUACAUGAAGGCCGCACAGCUGCUGGCAGCCUCUCUCCACCUCGCCAAAGAGCAGAUCAAGUCCGGGAAGCUGAGCCCGUCCGCGGGUGUGAAACAAGUUGUCAAAAAUCUGAAUGAACGAUAUAAAUUUUGCAUCACCAUGUGCAAGAAACUUACAGAAAAGCUGAAUCGCUUCUUCUCUGACAAGCAGAGGUUUAUUGAUGAGAUCAACAGCGUGACCGCGGAGACACUCAUCUAUCACUGCGCCGUGGAGACGGUUCAAGCUGCGGCCCUGGAUGAGAUGUUUCAGCAGACUGAAGAUGUUGUGUACCGCUACCACAAGGCGGCCCUUCUUCUGGAAGGCCUGACCAAGAUCCUCCAGGACCCUGCAGACAUUGAGAACGUGCAUAAAUAUAAAUCCAGUAUUGAGAGAAGAUUGUCGGCACUCUGCUACAGCACCUCGACCAUAUGACCAGCAGCAGGCCUGCCCCCUGGACCAGUGGUGGGGUGUGCAGUGGUGCGUGGGGGGCACAGCUCGGGUCCCGUUGCCCCGACCCCAGGAAGCUGUAGGUGACUACCAAAGAGCAAGCAGUGAUUUCAAAAAGGAAAAGCAGUCCUCAAACUACUUACUUGUAGGAAGUCUGCCUUAGCGGAGCAGUCACCCCUCCCCUUUUUCUUUGUAGAAGCAGAAGCAAGAGUAUCCACUUGGCUCGCAGCCUGAACUUGGUAAAUAAACGUACCUUACUUAGCACUAGUUGUCAGCACAGCUGUUCUUAAGGAUGAUUGAGAGGGAGCCAGAGAGUGGCCCUUCACACGCUCACCAGAGCAGAGUGUGAAGUUCCGCGUGCUCACUAGGGCACAGAAGUAAGAACUGCAUCGCGUCCAGGCAGUUUGAUGCUCGGGGUGAGUCUCUGAAUCUGAGCACGUGUCCAUAAAUGGCUUGGGAAGAAAUAGCCUAAGAAAUGGAAGAUGGUUCUUGGAAGAAAUUGUGAAAUCCUCAAUUUGAUCUAAUAUGGACUCAUAUUAAUAAUCUUCCAAAUCUUUCAUAUUGCACUAAUUUAUUAAAACAACUAUGUAUUGGAUUUUGCAGUUUAAAACUAACUGAGGCACAAUGGACUUGUUUGAAAUAUUUUACUUGAUUAUACAUACGUACCCUUUCCAGAAUUUUCAUGUAAUCUCUUUUGGACUUUCAAGUGGUAAAAACAUGUUCAUGUGAACCUUUGCAUUUUUUUAACCUAUUCAUCUACACCUACAGGUUUUCUCAGUGGUAUUUUGAGUUGCUGGCUUUUGCUUUUGUUUGCGUUUUUACUGUGCAUGCAGAACGAGCAGAUGCCCGUGACGUCCAGCUCGUUAAAGGAGAGGUGUGUUUGGGCAGAAUUAGAACAAGUAUCAAUCAAGAGACGCUUAAGAAUUUUAGUAGGCCAAAACAGAAUCGGUGAUCUAAAGGCUUGUUAGUGAUGUGGAGUUUUACAUGAAGUUGGUGGAAAAUGAGGUUUGUUUUCUCUUAGGAAAACGGGCCGCUCUCUCCAGCCUAAUGUGUGUUUUCAUGUUAAUCCCGGCAGUUCACUGAAGAGCUGGUCGUGAGAACACGGGCAGCGAGCGUCCCUCCAGGAAUGGCUCCUCCUUUGUGUGUUACUUGGUUUCUCUUACUUACCUGCUUGAAUACUUGAAUAAGCCAUUCUCUAGUUUAACCCUCCUAGAUAGUAUAACCUGGUCUCUGGCCAGCCACACAGAGGCGCUGGCAUUCAUCUAAUUUAGUGUACUGGUGAAAACAAGAACAUGGCUUUCCUUUACUUUGACAAAGUAAUGUAAUUUUUACCUUAUUUAUCUGUAUGAAAUCUCAGCAGUUAAUCUGAACAUUUAUUUAUAUGAUGUUUGUAUGUUUAGGUCUUUAAUACAGUGUUUCUACCUCUUAUUUGUAACCGCAUGCAUUACUCCUGAAACUAGGUAAAACUCACUGAAUUGUUGUGUAAGAGCCUUUUUGUUAUUGCCUGUACAGAUGUAUAUUAAGGUAAAUAAAACUGACCACGUGUUUCUAGGGUGAAGCUGGGUCCGUGUGGCUUGUCGGGCCAGGUCCGUCCUCAGUGCGCUGGGCGGCUUGAGUGCGAGUCUCCAUUGCCCGGCUGCAGGAUUCAGGUCCUCUGUGACUGCCGUGCCGGCUGCGUGGACAUGGACUGCGUGGUGAGGACCCCCACCCUCCCUGUGGGCCGAUGGGCACUGCUACUCGUGAUACCGUGUUUAGUGUGGUUUUUCUCGAGUGUAAUCGGCAAGUUCACGUGUGCUCGCUCAGUUACCACCCGUGGUAUGCCUGUCAGUCCUGCUGGGAAUGGGGUACUUCCCAGCCCCUUCUCCCCUCUCCUGCCUGUCGUUUAAACACAGGAGAAGCAGGUUCAGAGCGAGGAAAUGCUUGGUCUGAAGUCAGAACCUGGGGAAGUAGUCAGGCCUGCCCUCCAAUCUCCAAGGGAAUCCCUCCUCUUGUUCAGGGUGGUCUGUGUGAAACUGUCAAGUCUGAACAGCAGAGAACAACAGACUGCAAAUCAUGAGUAAUGGAAUAAUGGUUCUGAUUAUACUUCCAUUAUCAAGGCCAGUUGUUUUGAGAGAUUUUGCCUUGAUUAUAGCAAUAAUAAACAAAUGCUUUCUGUU
Molecule: messenger RNA, 5353 nt
Organism: Camelus dromedarius (Arabian camel)
Lineage: Eukaryota; Metazoa; Chordata; Mammalia; Artiodactyla; Camelidae
Gene: ULK2
Product: unc-51 like autophagy activating kinase 2
Exons: 26
Coding region: 429-3182 (917 amino acids)
Biological process (GO): response to starvation; autophagosome assembly; axon extension
Cellular component (GO): cytoplasm; cytosol; autophagosome
Molecular function (GO): ATP binding; protein serine/threonine kinase activity
Source: RefSeq, a predicted model, not a curated record